This is a messenger RNA of Prunus persica (peach), 1414 nucleotides long. RefSeq names its product beta-carotene hydroxylase 2, chloroplastic. The transcript is spliced from 7 exons. Bases 156 to 1088 code for a protein of 310 amino acids. Gene Ontology annotation, molecular function: iron ion binding; beta-carotene 3-hydroxylase activity. Gene Ontology annotation, cellular component: chloroplast. NCBI's taxonomy places the organism in Eukaryota, Viridiplantae, Streptophyta, Magnoliopsida, Rosales, Rosaceae. Gene Ontology annotation, biological process: carotene metabolic process; xanthophyll biosynthetic process. The record is from RefSeq and is a predicted model, not a curated record.
UUAUUUUUUGAGUUGGCCAUACGAGUAUUUUAAGCGAUGGUUUUCUUCUCAUAAACUCUCUCAAGUUUGUAGACAGAAAGUUGUGGUUUCUGUUCACUUCAAUUCAACCCACCCUCAAUUCAAUCUCUCUCUCUCUCUCUCUCUGAAGUUCUUCCAUGGCGGCUGGGCACUUCGCCGCCACAACCCCCAACCCCAUCCGCCUCAUCCAAUCCUCAUACCUCCUCGCAAAACCCAACCCAACUAUCUUCUUCCCACCUUCGAAUCUUCGCCACCAAAAAUCAGCACUUCAUUAUAGGGCUCGAAGGAAGCUCUGUUUCACUGUCUAUGUCGUCAUGGAGGACCAAAAGCAGAGUACCCAUCUCGAGAAUUGCACAGAAAAAGCCCAAGAGGCUGCUCAAUCUCAGAUCCCAAUUGUAAUUCCGUCCGUACGUGUGGCUGAGAAGUUGUCCAGAAAGAAAUCGGAGAGGUUCACUUAUCUUGUUGCUGCUGUGAUGUCCAGCUUUGGUAUUACUUCCAUGGCUGUCAUGGCUGUUUAUUACAGAUUUUACUGGCAAAUGGAGGGUGGGAAUGUGCCUUUGUCUGAAAUGUUGGGUACAUUUGCUCUAUCUGUUGGUGCUGCUGUGGGAAUGGAGUUUUGGGCAAGAUGGGCUCAUAAAGCUCUCUGGCACGCUUCUUUAUGGCAUAUGCACGAGUCUCACCACCGACCCAGAGAAGGUCCAUUCGAGCUUAACGAUGUGUUUGCUGUAAUUAACGCUGUUCCAGCUAUAGCCCUCCUCAAUUAUGGUUUCUUCCACAAAGGCCUUGUUCCUGGCCUAUGUUUUGGUGCUGGUCUUGGAAUUACAGUGUUCGGCAUGGCGUAUAUGUUUGUCCACGAUGGUUUAGUUCAUAAAAGAUUCCCAGUGGGUCCCAUAGCCAACGUGCCCUAUUUGAGAAAGGUUGCUGCUGCUCAUCAGCUCCACCACUCAGAGAAAUUCGAGGGUGUGCCAUAUGGGCUGUUUCUGGGUCCCAAGGAACUUGAAGAAGUGGGAGGCCUCGAAGAGUUGGAAAAGGAGAUCGAAAGGAGAAUCAAAGCGUACAAGGGAUCAUGACUUAGAUUAAGUAGUUGAUGGAACCUCAUUUUCCACUUCCCCUUUGUAUCGGAAAUUUCAGUGUAGAAAAGUGAUAGAGAUAAAUUAAAUGGUUUUGUGAUCAUUUUUGUUUUUACACGGUGGAAAACAGAGCAAGUGAGAAACUAAACUGAACUGAACCAAAAUGCUGUGCUAGGGUUUUAGGCAGCUGGGCUGCUCGAGUGUUUGCAUUGCAAUGAAGAAGAAGGGUAUGUAUGUAUGUAUUUUUAUGUACGGGGGAAUUUGUAUUCCGUCCUCCCAUGUAUACCAUGAAGUGUGGGCAACUUUUUGUCAUAGUACAAUACUUU